AUGACCGCAACGACUGCGGCACAAUUCACCUCUGGCCGAGUUAUUAAUUUUGCAAUGACCGGUUUCACUAUAGUUGUUGUCCCAAUAUUUCAGUCAGAAUGUGCUCCACCCGCACUGCGUGGGAUGAUAUCUGCGACUCUGCAAUUACAAAUUGGCUUCGGCCAGCUAGUUGCCUCUUUAGUGAAUUAUGGGACUAAAGGAAUGGACGGCGAUGUCAGUUGGUUGGUCCCAACAGGGCUACAACUAGUUGUUCCUGUAAUCAUCCUGGGGCUGCUCCCAAUGCUCCCAGAGUCACCUAGAUGGCUCAUGGCUAAGGGGAGAAAGGGCGAGGCCUUGAAGUCAAUGAUGAAGCUGAGGAAGAAGGAUGUCCCGAUCGAGUUGUUGCAGGAGGAAAUGGAGUUGCUUGCUGCCUCAAAUACAAACCAGGGCAAAGGGGCAUGGAAAGAAAUUUUCCAGGGAGUAAAUAGGAGACGAACAAUUAUCGCUAUUACAGCUAUGUUUUUUCAACAAAUAACUGGUCAAGCAUUUGUUUCACAAUAUGCUGUAAUCUUCUACCAACGCCAGAAGAUCCCUAACCCCUUCGGAAUAAGCGUCAUCCAAGCAGUAGUCGGUCUUGUAGCCAUUAUGUUCACCUCAUUGGUUGUUGAUUCCUUCGGGAGAAGGACUGAUGAUGACCAAUCCAGACCUAUUCUCCUCACUGGCGGUUCCUUUAUGGCCCUUUUCCUCUUCACACUUGGAGGUGUUGGUACGAUUCACAACCCAAAUACCACGCAAAAGAACACUAUGGUAGCCUCUAAUAUUCUCUUCGGAGCUUCCUAUGCGCUUUCUUGGGCACCUAUUUCCUACACCAUCCUCGGUGAGACUGCCACAUCUCGACUUAAGGAAAAAACAAACAAUCUUGCCACAUCCAUCAACGUUAUAACCACUUUUGUGGUUUCGUUCACCCUUCCGUAUCUUCUUAACCCACCCUAUGCUGCUCUUGGCGCUAGGGUAGGCUUCAUUUAUGGAAGUAUCAGCGCUAUAAGUGUGGUGGUUGCAUGGCUCCUAAUUCCUGAGAUGAAGGGCAGAAGCUUGGAAGAGGUUGACAAGAUGUUCGAAAAGAAUAUUGCUGUUAGCCAGUUCCGAGAUUAUCAAAGUGGUGGAAUAGGUGGAGUAAUUACUAGGGAAGACAAUAUGGGGAAUGGGAUAAGCGGCAAAGGUUCUGUUAAUGUUAUUGACGGGUAG
This is a messenger RNA of Tuber melanosporum (Perigord truffle), 1224 nucleotides long. RefSeq lists its product as uncharacterized. Lineage: Eukaryota; Fungi; Ascomycota; Pezizomycetes; Pezizales; Tuberaceae. Gene Ontology annotation, cellular component: membrane. Gene Ontology annotation, biological process: carbohydrate transport; transmembrane transport. The record is from RefSeq and is a predicted model, not a curated record. Gene Ontology annotation, molecular function: carbohydrate:proton symporter activity. Bases 1 to 1224 code for a protein of 407 amino acids. The transcript is spliced from 5 exons.